Molecule: messenger RNA, 273 nt
Organism: Laccaria bicolor S238N-H82
Lineage: Eukaryota; Fungi; Basidiomycota; Agaricomycetes; Agaricales; Hydnangiaceae
Exons: 2
Coding region: 1-273 (90 amino acids)
Source: RefSeq, a predicted model, not a curated record
AUGUUGUUCGCACACUUUAACCAGGACUUUUCGUAUCUCUUCAACACUAUGAGACUGGAUAUCUGUCAGUGGGGAUGUGGAAGGGCUAUUGCAUCACGAAUGAGGCUUGUUGUCGCUGACAUUUCGCUGCUAGAUGAUGAGGCGCGAGAGCUAGUCGGAAUGUUGUUCUGCACAUCGCUUAAAGCCCUUGUGGGUGCAGCCGAUCAACAACAAUCCAGCCUGCGGAAGCUGCAGAUUGUCAAUACAAAAGAGUUGUUCAACCGCUGUGUUUGA